GAGUUCAAGGUGUGGAAGAGCAACGCCGUGCCCCCGCCGGAGACCUACAGCCCGCCUGAGAAGAAACCCCCGCCGACCCCUGCCCUCGACAUGGCCAUAAAGUGGUCCAACAUCUACGAGGACAAUGGCGACGAUGCGCCCCGGCAGGCCAGCAAAGCCAGGUUUCUGCCGGAUGAGGAGCAGGAACCCCUAGAAAAUGAUGGUGAAAAAGAUGAUGAACCAGCUUCCGCUAAGAAACGUAAACUAGACUCUGGGGAACAGACGAAGAAGAAGAAGUUAUAA
Cariama cristata (Red-legged seriema) is the source of this 282-nucleotide messenger RNA. RefSeq names its product chromosome unknown open reading frame, human C1orf52. The transcript has 3 exons. The annotation marks the transcript as partial. Lineage: Eukaryota; Metazoa; Chordata; Aves; Cariamiformes; Cariamidae. The record is from RefSeq and is a predicted model, not a curated record.